AUGGCUCCUUCCAUGAUCGACACGCCUCCUCAGAGCGCGGACAGCGCGGCGCAAUUGCUGCAAGAUCUUGAGGACAGCAAGACCCUGCCCCUUUGGACCCAGAUGACGAGACUCAACCCCCCGGGGCCGAACCCCACCGCCGUCCCCUUUGUGUGGAAGUAUGACAGCAUCCGCCCCAACCUGCUGCGUGCCGGUCACCUGGUCACCGAAAAGCAGGCGGAACGGAGAGUCCUGAUGCUUGUGAACCCGGCUCGAGAUGCCCCGUACACCACCGAUACCCUCUACGCUGGCCUGCAACUAGUCAUGCCGAAUGAGACCGCCCCAGCGCACCGACACACCGCGUUUGCAAUGCGCUAUAUCAUCGAGGGCCAUGGGGGCUUUACGGCGGUGCAUGGCAGACGCAUUCACAUGCAAAAGGGAGAUGUGAUCCUGACGCCUACUUGGAACUAUCAUGACCAUGGUAAGGAUGGCAGCGGCCCGAUGAUCUGGCUGGACGGCCUGGAUCUGCCCAACUUCCGACACUUCCCGGUCCAUUUUGUCGAGCACUUUAGCGAGCCUCGCUACCCGGCCGAGGAUGUCGACACGUCUGCCUCUUCCAUUGUCUUUCCCUGGGACCAGAUGAAGGCUCGGUUGGAUGAGACGGAGGGCAAUUGGGCUACACAGCGCUAUCUGAAAGCCGAUGGCCGAGAAGUUAGUCGUGUGCUGGGCGGCUGCGCAGAGAGGCUGAAUGCGAGCACGUCGUCCCCGCGCCGGCAAGACACCCUGUCCGCCGUUUAUCAUGUCAUCACCGGCAAGGGUCGCUCGGAAGUCGGAGGCCAAACGCUGGAAUGGAAGGCGGGAGACACCUUCUGUGUGCCCUCCUGGCAUGCCUACCAGCAUUUUGCUGAGGCGGGCGAGACGGUCUAUCUCUACCGCUUCGACGAUAAGCCGAUGAUCACGGCGCUGGGCUUCUAUCGGUCGGCAGAGGAUGAUACCGAGAAACUAAUCUCCGACUGA
Molecule: messenger RNA, 996 nt
Organism: Aspergillus udagawae
Lineage: Eukaryota; Fungi; Ascomycota; Eurotiomycetes; Eurotiales; Aspergillaceae
Product: cupin domain-containing protein
Exons: 3
Coding region: 1-996 (331 amino acids)
Molecular function (GO): dioxygenase activity
Source: RefSeq, a predicted model, not a curated record